CCUGUCAGCCGCUCCCUCCCGGCUUCCGUCCUCCGCCCGCGCGCCCGCCGGAGCCCGUUCGCGUCGACUGACCAGAGUCCGCGAAUCCUCCGGCCCGAGCCCCGGAACCGCCCCGACCCCAGCUUUCUGUUCUUAGAACACACUGAGAAUCAUGUCGCUGCACCAGUUCUUACUAGAGCCCAUCACCUGUCAUGCCUGGAACAGGGACCGAACUCAGAUCGCCCUUAGCCCCAAUAAUCACGAGGUACACAUCUACAAGAAGAAUGGGAGCCAGUGGGUGAAGGCUCAGGAGCUAAAGGAGCACAAUGGACACAUCACAGGCAUUGACUGGGCUCCGAAGAGCGACCGCAUAGUCACUUGCGGGGCAGACCGAAAUGCCUAUGUCUGGAGUCAGAAAGACGGCGUGUGGAAGCCCACGCUGGUGAUCCUGAGGAUUAAUCGUGCAGCCACGUUUGUGAAGUGGUCACCCCUGGAGAACAAAUUUGCUGUGGGCAGUGGUGCACGACUCAUUUCUGUUUGUUACUUCGAGUCUGAAAAUGACUGGUGGGUGAGCAAGCACAUCAAGAAGCCGAUCCGCUCUACCGUCCUUAGCCUGGACUGGCAUCCCAACAACGUCUUGCUGGCUGCAGGGUCAUGUGACUUCAAAUGCAGAGUAUUUUCUGCCUAUAUUAAAGAAGUGGAUGAGAAGCCAGCUAGUACACCCUGGGGCAGCAAGAUGCCUUUUGGUCAGCUGAUGUCAGAGUUUGGUGGCAGUGGUACUGGUGGCUGGGUCCACGGGGUCAGCUUCUCCGCCAGUGGAAACCGUCUUGCCUGGGUCAGCCACGACAGCACCGUAUCUGUGGCUGAUGCCUCCAAGAGUGUGCAGGUUUCCACUCUGAAGACUGAGUUCCUGCCACUCCUCAGCGUGUCCUUCAUCUCCGAGAACAGUGUCGUAGCUGCCGGCCACGACUGCUGCCCCAUGCUGUUUAACUAUGAUGACCGUGGCUGCCUGACCUUUGUCUCCAAGCUGGACAUCCCCAAACAGAGCAUCCAGCGCAACAUGUCAGCCAUGGAGCGCUUCCGCAACAUGGACAAGAGGGCCACCACCGAGGACCGCCACGCUGCCCUGGAGACGCUGCACCAGAACAGCAUCACCCAAGUGUCUAUCUAUGAGGUCGACAAGCAAGACUGUCGCAAAUUCUGCACUACUGGCAUCGAUGGAGCCAUGACCAUUUGGGAUUUCAAGACCUUGGAAGCUUCCAUCCAGGGCCUCCGGAUAAUGUGAAGUGAGGGGGCCUCC
Molecule: messenger RNA, 1279 nt
Organism: Perognathus longimembris pacificus (Pacific pocket mouse)
Lineage: Eukaryota; Metazoa; Chordata; Mammalia; Rodentia; Heteromyidae
Gene: Arpc1a
Product: actin related protein 2/3 complex subunit 1A
Exons: 10
Coding region: 152-1264 (370 amino acids)
Biological process (GO): Arp2/3 complex-mediated actin nucleation
Cellular component (GO): actin cytoskeleton; Arp2/3 protein complex
Molecular function (GO): actin filament binding
Source: RefSeq, a predicted model, not a curated record